UGAGCCCUGCUACUUUCAGGGCCUUAAGUCUUUAUUAACACUAAAGACAUUUUGAAUUUUGAAGAAAAUUUGAAAAGACAAAUACAGAAUCUGGUAUAUUUCCUAUAUAUACACCAGCAGCACUCAUUAUCUCAAAUUUGCCAGAAUUUAAAAAACAACAAAAACAGGCAACUUGUAUGAAAGCUAAGGAACCAUCAAACCACUGAGGUUAACAUUAGGAUUUAAUUUUAAUUGUAUAAAAUGUUUACCAGCUAACAAAGUCUAAUAACAUUGCUAAAAAAAUCACCCCUGCCCCAAUAAUUUUACCUGCUACUACUAAUUUGUUUUCAUAUUCCUGACCAACUCUAAUCGUGUCGCUGUGACAUGAGAGUUUUAGAAAUUUGUUCAGCAAAUUACAGCUGACAGCCAACAGUACAGGAAUAACCACAGACAGAGGAGAGGUGAGGGGUUAUGUGUGCAUGUACAUGUGUGUGGGUCUGUGUGUGUAUAUAUGUAUAUGUGUGAGUGAGAGAGAGUGUGUGUGUGAGAGUAAGUGAGUGAGAGAGAGAGUAAGAGAGUGAGAGAGACUGGGUGGGGGAUUUGUAUCCUGCUCAUAGAUACUGUUUGCCAAGAGGCAGGGAACUAGGCAGAGGGGCGGUACUAUCAAACAUUACUGUUGAGACAUUGUACCAGAACAGUUUUUCAUUUAGGGAAGAGAGAUACACUUGAAGAGAGCUUAUGUACACUAGUAUGACAGAGGUGAUGUAUUCAUCUUGGAGAAAGUGACAGGACACACAUUCACGCUCUCACACCCACAGGCUGGCUGACGCUAGGGGAUUCUCAUGUCUCCCCAAAGCACUGAGGAACUUCAAGCAGCUGCUCUUCUCUGCUACGGAAAGCCUGGAGAAGAUCUAAACCAACGGUCUUUUCCUCUUAUGUUCUCUUUGGAAGGUAUCCGCUUUUCCCUGACAGCUCUGGGUUCCUCUGGGAUCCCACAGUAGAGGAUCUAUUUACAAAACAAGGACUUCUGGUUCAGCUCACAUGGUCUUGUAACCAAGAUUUUUGGAUCUAAAUCAAAGGCUACUGGUUCAUAUUUUCAUUUCCAGGGCAUAGGACUUCGCAUGUCCCAGAGGUUAUUUGUCUAAUUUAAUCAAUUUUGAAGUCUUCAAGAGGACUGUAGUGUUUGGGACUUUCACAGCCUUAGUGUCUCCAAAUGGCCAAAGCUGAUUAAUUGGAAGCUUGGGAAGAGAGACCUGUUUCCACUACAUUUAGGACACAUACCAGCAAACAGCAGGAGAUUUACACACUAAAAGCAGACAGAGAUUGGGAGAAGAAAGAGGGUGAGGGGGAUCCUAGCGCCAUCACAAGCUGUAACAGAGAGACUUUGUAAAUCUUCCUAAAACGUCUGCAAGAUACUGAAGCACUACUGCUGAAGGUGGUGAAAUUAUCUGUAGCUCACAGCACAAUUAGGUGUGUGUGUUGGUGCUACCAUGGAAGUCCCAGCACUGGUCUUGAUGGUCUUACUCCUGGUGUGUGAUCUGUUCCCCUUACUGGAAGGCAGCACUGGAGUUCAGGAGUUUGACAACAGUGAUGAAGGCCCAGAGCCUGGAUUCCUCUCAGGUUCACGCACCCGCAGGGCCCCAGAAGUUACUGCCCAGGACAAGUGCUCUUAUACCUUCAUUGUUCCCCAGCAGAAGGUCACAGGGGCUAUCUGCGUUAAUUCAAAGGAGCCCGAGGCUGUACUGGAGAAUCGGGUGAAUAAGCAGGAGCUGGAACUUGUUAACACUGAGCUCCACAAGCAGAAGAGGCAGAUUGAGACUCUACAGCAGCUUGUGGAAGUUGAUGGUGGUAUUGUCAAUGAGGUGAAACUCUUGCGCAAAGAAUCGCGCAACAUGAAUUCUCGCGUAACACAACUCUACAUGCAGCUUCUCCAUGAGAUCAUCCGCAAGCGAGACAAUGCACUGGAGCUUUCUCAACUGGAGAACAAGAUUCUGAACCAGACAUCAGAGUUGUUGCAGCUUUCCAACCGCUACAAAGAUCUGGAACAUAAGUACCAGCAUUUGUCAUCACUGGCAAACAAUCAGUCAGCUCUAAUUGCUCUACUUGAGGUACAGUGUCAGAAGGGACCCCCAGUGAUGGCACCUAGACCACAGCCCCAACCCCAGCCACAACCUCAACCCAGGCCCUCUCCACCUAUUAACAAGUCAUACCAACCACCUAUGUAUAACCGCAACAACCAGAUAACCAAUGAGAUCCAGAGUGAUCAAAAUCUCAAAGUUCCACCACCACUACCCACCAUGCCAAGUGGCACUCACAGUCCAUCUACAACCAACAAGCCCUCUGGCCCCUGGAAAGACUGUCUGCAGGCCGUGGAAGAUGGACACACUAACAGUGGCAUGUACCUAGUGAAGCCUGAGAAUACCAACAAGCUGAUGCAGGUAUGGUGUGACCAAAAACAGGACCCUGGAGGCUGGACAGUCAUCCAGAGACGCAUGGAUGGCUCUGUGAACUUUUUCAGGAACUGGGAGACUUACAAGCAAGGCUUUGGUAAUAUAGAUGGAGAGUACUGGCUAGGGCUGGAGAACAUUUACUGGCUGACCAGUCAGGCCACUUACAAGCUUCUGGUGACCCUGGAGGACUGGGCUGGGCGCAAAACAUUUGCAGAAUACGCCAGCUUCAGGCUGGAACCUGAGGCUGACUUCUACAAACUACGGGUGGGACGCUACCAUGGCAAUGCUGGUGAUUCACUCACCUGGCACAACGGCAAACAGUUCACCACACUGGACAGAGAUCAUGAUGCAUACACCGGUAACUGUGCUCACUAUCAGAAGGGAGGCUGGUGGUAUAACUCCUGUGCCCACUCCAACCUCAAUGGCGUGUGGUAUCGAGGUGGGCACUACCGCAGCCGCUACCAAGAUGGCGUGUACUGGGCUGAAUUCAGAGGAGGAGCCUACUCCCUAAAGAAAGUGGUGAUGAUGAUCCGCCCCAACCCCAACACUUUUCACUGAACAGCAUACAAAUCAGAAGAAAAGACUGAUAAUAUCCCUUAA
Molecule: messenger RNA, 3029 nt
Organism: Ictalurus furcatus (blue catfish)
Lineage: Eukaryota; Metazoa; Chordata; Actinopteri; Siluriformes; Ictaluridae
Gene: angptl2b
Product: angiopoietin-like 2b
Exons: 5
Coding region: 1470-2987 (505 amino acids)
Source: RefSeq, a predicted model, not a curated record